CUGCAGGAUCCCAGAACAAAGCACAAGUUCAAGAUCCACACUUAUGGGAGCCCCACCUUCUGCGACCACUGUGGCUCUCUGCUCUAUGGCCUCAUCCACCAGGGCAUGAAGUGUGAUUCCUGCGACAUGAAUGUUCAUAAGGUGUGUGUGAUGAACGUGCCCAGCCUUUGUGGAACUGAUUACACUGAAAGAAGGGGGCGUCUUUACCUCAAGUGUGAAGUCAGCGGUGACAAGCUGCAGGUGACAGUGGGUGAAGGCAGAAACCUUAUCCCCAUGGACCCCAAUGGCCUGUCUGAUCCAUAUGUCAAGCUCAAGCUGAUACCAGAUCCCAAAAAUGAGACCAAGCAAAAGACCAAAACCAUCCGCUCCAACCUCAACCCCAAGUGGAAUGAGACCUUCAAUUUCAAGCUGAAGCCAUCGGACAAAGACAGAAGGCUGUCCGUGGAAGUGUGGGACUGGGAUCGGACCACCAGGAAUGACUUCAUGGGGGCCCUUUCCUUUGGAGUCUCCGAGCUCAUAAAGUCUCCAGUCUCUGGCUGGUAUAAAUUAUUGUGCCAGGAAGAAGGAGAGUAUUACAACGUUCCUAUCUCAGAGGAGGAUGAUGGUAAUGAGGAACUGCGGCAGAAAUUUGAGGACCAAGCUCUUGUGGAAGACUCUGAUCAGAACGCCAAACUAGGCCCAGGGAAGAAGGUGAUUAAUGAGACUGACGACUGUCGCUCCAGCCAGUUUCCAUCCAAUAGCCUGCACCAAGUCAAACUUAGUGACUUCUCCUUCCUGGCAGUGCUGGGGAAAGGCAGCUUUGGCAAGGUGAUGUUGGCUGAGAUGAAGGCCACAGAAGAGCUGUACGCAAUUAAAAUCUUGAAAAAGGAUGUGGUGAUCCAAGAUGAUGAUGUUGAAUGUACCAUGGUGGAAAAGAGAGUACUGGCCCAACAGGACAAGCCACCCUUCCUCACACAUCUCCACUCGUGCUUCCAGACUGUGGACCGCCUAUACUUUGUCAUGGAAUAUGUGAAUGGAGGAGAUCUUAUGUACCAUAUCCAGCAAGUGGGCAAGUUUAAGGAACCUCAGGCAGUAUUCUAUGCAGCAGAGAUUGCUGUUGGUCUAUUCUUCCUGCACAGUAAAGGAAUCAUCUACAGGGAUCUGAAGUUGGACAACGUGAUGCUGGACUCUGAGGGACACAUCAAAAUAGCUGACUUUGGCAUGUGUAAAGAGAACAUGGCAGAAGGCGUGUGCACUCGGACUUUCUGCGGCACUCCAGACUACAUAGCUCCAGAGAUAAUUGCUUAUCAGCCAUACGGGCGCUCCGUAGACUGGUGGGCAUACGGAGUUCUGCUGUAUGAAAUGCUGGCUGGACAGCCUCCAUUUGACGGUGAGGAUGAAGAUGAGUUGUUUCAGUCCAUUAUGGAGCACAAUGUGUCCUACCCAAAGUCCCUGUCCAAAGAAGCGGUCUCCAUUUGCAAAGGGUUGAUGACCAAACAUCCAUCUAAACGUCUGGGCUGUGGCCUUGAGGGCGAGAGGGACAUCAGGGAACACGCCUUCUUCAGACGGAUCGAUUGGGAUCGCCUGGAGAACAGAGAAAUUCAGCCACCCUUCAAGCCUAAAGUGUGUGGCAAAGGAGCAGAGAACUUUGACAAGUUCUUUACACGCACCCAGCCCCAGCUCACACCACCCGAUGAGCUAGUUAUUGCCAACAUAGACCAAGCCGAGUUCGCGGGGUUCUCUUUCGUCAACGCACAGUUUGUGCACCCUUCACUUGACAUCAGCGACUGACACGUAUAGUAAAACCUUUGAAGACCCUUCCCGUUCACAGCCACCCUCUUAAACCAACCAACCAGACAUCUGACUAGAGCUUCAAGUCCCACAAUAGAUCCUAAUGUAUUGGUGUAAUUCCCAAGCAUGACUCUAAGGCAUGCGUAUAUGCUCUUUACAAAAUUUUUGCUAGUGUAGAUCUUGAAUCAGAUAGUUUCGUUUAGUUCUUUGCCGCUCCAUAAACAGUGAUCCUUUUGUGAUGAUGGGCAGGCACAAUUGAAGGAUGAGCCUCAAUAACCCAGAGGCAUAAAGACCGGGUUCACAAUCCUAUGCCAGAAUAAUACGUGAAAAAAAAAAUCUGUUUACAAAUCUCAAUGGGUAAAUAUGCUCCCCAUAUAUCCAAUUGAUGGGUAGCAUCUUGUAUUUAUGUGGAUACUCAUAUCAAAAGACACAUAUUAGGCAAUGUAGACGCUAUAGCCAAAUAUGAAGGACAGGUGGUGCAGGUGUUGAAAAGAAACAGUGAUUCAAUGUUACCUGUAUCGUGUUUACAGUUUUCUUCUCAUAUGAUUUCAUGUUGGUGGUACAAAGGUAAAGUUUAUUGUACAAUUAUUUCAACCUGUCUGAACUUCCUAUAUGUGUAGCAAGUCAAGUAAAAAAAAAGGAGCGGUUAUGUGAUGAACAUGUACAUCCUUCAGACAGAGCAAGACAAAGAAAGGUAUGAGAGCAUAAGUUCCACUUUGUCAAAACUUUUUUCACCUUCAAAUGUUGAAAGGAACCGUUCACACACAGCUGUUUCCCUGCCUUUCCCAAGCUGCAGAUUGUACCCUUAUCUUUCCAAGAAUUCUGUCAGCACUGUGGACACAGAUUAACUUUGAUCGGUUUUGUAUAUGAGAAGGCUCAGACCAUGCUUAUAGCUACCAGUAAAGGACACCUUAGCUGUUAAGGGUUUGUCUUAUUUUGACACACAUUGUUGUUAAUAACCUUUUCAGACCUGUGCUAGACCCUUGACAACAAAGCCUCUCAAUUGCCAUAAACGUCUUAGCAGAAGCUGGGAAGACAUUUUGCAUCAUGUGAUGUCAAAAAGUAGCUUUGUUGCAAACAGGAAAAAACAGGAAACAGGAAAAAAGCAUGAUUUUGAUUCAUACAGAGUUGUUUUGUGGUCACAAGAACAAACUUAUUUUAAAUCUUUUGUUUGGAGUCAACAACUUUAGUCAUUCUUUGUGUCCCUUAAUGUUGCUGUAAUAUUUUUAGAAAUAGAUUUCUUUUAACUCCUCUACUUUUCUGUAAUCCUAUAUUUUAUCAUUAGAAUGGAUCAAUAUCUUAAUGUACAAAGAAAAAAUCAGUGUGACACUCCUUUGUAAAUAAUUUUGAGUUAUUAAAAAGUAUACCAAGUUACAUUUUUAUACCAACACAUGAAUGUGCUUUUAUUACAUUAAUUAGAUAAGCCAAUAUUUGUAUGUUGUAUAAAAACUUAAAACCACUGAGAGUGAACCUUAGUGCAGAUUACCUUUGUAACAGCUGGACGUCUUUAAUGGAAUCCAGAUUCAGCAAAUAGUGAAAAAAUAAAAAAUCUGUUCUGUUUUAUCACAACUAUCACACUUUUCUUUCCCUUUUUAAAAGAUAAUUAUCAGUGAAUGCAGUUUUGUGAUGACUGAAUGCAUCUCCAGCUGUUGAAUGUUCCUCUAUGUCUGCAUGCUGUCAGUUAGCAUCAUUCAUGCAUGACAUCCACUAAAUGCUGCAUGUUUCCAAGUAUGAAACACCCAAAAAGUUACAAUAUAAAAACUCAACUCAAUACAUAACCCUUUGGAGAGGAGUCACUUUGUGUGGGCUUGAAGAAAAUGCCCAUAUUGAUUCAAAUGGAUUAUUGGCCACAUAUUUUCAGUUAACACAGAAAAGACUUCAAACGUUUCAUGGAGGUGUUUCAAAAUGCUCCAAUUUCAUUGCACUCUUGCUCGUUGUAUGUAAGAAUAGUUUAUAACAAACUGUACUUUUGUACUGUUUCAGUUUAUCUCUGAUCACUGUCAGCAUAGAUAUAGGUUGGCCAAACCAAAAGUGUUCGAUUUCACAUCAGUCAUCACAAGAGAACUGAUCUGAAUCCAGUUCGGCAAUCAGUGGGACUGAUGUUCUGAUAUUGGCAUGUUAUGUGAGAAAACAUCUGCCAUUUUGCCAAAACAGUUCAUAAUACUGAUCCUCAGGGGCUAAAUAAUAUUAAAUUAACUUUUAACUCAGUUUUUAGAUGCAAGUUGAAGUGAACUACUGCAGGACAUCCAGUUGCUGGUUCUAGAUCAGUCCUUUUUUCUGAAGAAGCUUUGUAUUAUGACCCUAGGUUCCUUUUGCUUUUCCUCUCAAGAAUACUUAUCCGUGAGGGGACCACUGAAUCCAUGCUCACCUUUAGUUUUUACUCAGAAAUGCUAAUUUGCAAGACCCACAACUAGUAGACUGGCAAAACUCAUAAUUCUCUCAAAUAAGUUUUGUUUUAUUACAUGUACCAUUGUGUAAUAUUCACUUUUAACAUUUGGCUCUUUGUUGUUUUUCUUUCAUCAGCUACAUUUUCUCAGUUUUUAUCCCCAAAUAUUUAUCAUAUUAGGAAACACUGACUGUGAUAGGAAAUAUUGAAAAACAUUGAGACCCCAUUAGUCUGUCCAUAUUUUUUUCAUGAUUUGCACUCUUGUGUUUCCCUCUUCAAUUUCUAAAACUUUUUGUAUGUGCCAAACCUGGAGAAACCAGACCCAACAAUAGAAACAUUGCACUAGCUGUAGUUGCAAUGAUGACUUACUUUGACAGCUUCUGUGUCAGCCACAAAGGACAGUACAUAGUAGCAUGCAACCAUUAGUAUGCCAAUGCAUAUUGUGUCAGUACACUUAACAAUGCCAGAUAUAUAGUUAUGUUACUGUGUAUGAUAUUGAACCAUCGUGUUCUGGAUCUUUUUUUUCUAGAUUUUGGCAAAAUUAUGUCCACAUAAGCAAGAAAAAGAGGGGAAAAGCAUUUUAAGUUGUGGCAUUUAAUUGAACAUUUGCAGUGAAUUUCACAGCAACUACAUCUAAUAUUCCUUGUGCAUAAUCAAGAGUCUGCUCAGAAAUAGUUUUAUUGAAGCCUAUCUUUUACCUCUAUAUGUGAUUAUGUCCUGGCCUAAUAUUGCGGCACCAUCCCUUUAAUAGAACAUCUGCUCACUUAUUGUACAUUCAACCAGUUGAGAUGUAGGCAGUAAGGCCAGAAGAACAAGAUUUUCCUUCCUUGUGUGCCUUCCCCAGCCCGUUCAGAUAAACUGUAUAUAUAUUAUUUUUAAUAUUCCCCUUUUUUUCAACCCAAAAAAUGCCCCCUAUUGCCACAUAUCCUGUAGUGAGAAGAUUUACUGUGUCCGUUAUUUCAUUUGAUCAUCUCUUAUCAUUUACAUUUUACAUUACGUUUAUAGUUGAAAGUUCUGGAAAAUUCAAAGAAAAAACAAAAACAUUUCUUACUGCCAACUAAAACCUUUAGAUUAAAACAAGGUGCAACUGGAUUCAUCCUUGUGUGUCUGCCUGCUUUACCUUUGCCUCCCUGUGCCUAUCAGUGACUGAAAUAAAUGGGGAAUUGUUUAUUGUAUCUACUGUAUGAAAAGAAGAUACUGGAUGAUGGGGUGGUGAUGUAACAAUGAGCAGCUGAUGGACUAAAUUCCGUUUAAUGAAUAUCAGGAUUAAUGAGGAUUUCUUGAACUGCCCCUGUGCCUCGUCACACUAACCCCUCCCUCCGUCCUCGGUGCCUGGGAAAAGUCCAACCAUUACCGAAGUGAGUUUCCUCCUCCUUAAAGAAGCAAACUCGUUCUUGACAUUCUGAUAGAUGUCCACAGCUUUUUCAGUUUUAUAUGCUUGCCAGAAUUCAUCCGGUAAAUUCUGUAAAAACAUUGUGACAACCGUUUGGUUCAAAAGAGGAUUUUCUUUUGAAAAUGGCUCUUCUUUCUGUCCUUCCUUUUAAAUGUUAGUAGUGCAACAUCUUUCUUCAGUCCACCGUUAUUCUUUGCUGUGUCCUAAGAGAUGCAGAGAUGAAAGUGCAGGUUUCAGGAUCAGUGAUGUGGAAGAAUGCCUUACAUAUGACUCCGCACAGCAACAUGCUCACUAGCUCUGUUCAUUUAUAAUCUCUGACCCCCUGUCCUUGUACAUAAUUUACUUACAGUAGAUACCUACAAAGACUGUAAAAGAAAGAACAUAUUGUAUUUUGCAAAUGGUGUAUCUCUGUUUUCCUUGUCAGCCUGAAACCUUUAAAAUGCGUCUGAGCUACUUAACCUUGUAACUGAUUGUGACAUUUGUAUCUAAUGUAUGAUAAUGCAAAUAAAUAAAAGGCUAAAUAAAGUCCCU
This is a messenger RNA of Menidia menidia (Atlantic silverside), 6080 nucleotides long. Lineage: Eukaryota; Metazoa; Chordata; Actinopteri; Atheriniformes; Atherinopsidae. The record is from the annotation of a GenBank genome assembly.